CAACAAACCAUUCCAAAAUACAAACAUUUCAUCAAACUCACCAAGAAAGCUAAAGAAAAGUUCUCCUUUCUCUUCCUCAUAUAAUCUCAAAAGAUGACAAUGAUCAUGAUGAUCUCUCUAUAAAGUAUAUCUCUCAUAUAUGCCAUCUUUUCUUUUACAUGGAGAAGAAGAUUAAAGAGGAUCAUCAUCAAGAACAACAAAAGGAAGAGCUCAACAGUACCAAGAAUAUGGAGACAACAAUAUCAUCAUCAACACACAUGAUGAAUCUUGGUACAAUAUCAGAUCAUCAUCAUCAGAUAGAGGUAGCUGGGAGCAACAUGAAUCUCUCAAGCAUCUUUGAUACUCCAAUAUCUUCACCUUUUCCUUAUUCUUAUUUCGAAGACCACUCCUCUAAUAACCCCAACUCUUUCCUUGACUUGCUCCGACAAGACCAACAUCAAUUUGCUUCCUCCUCUAACUCAUCCUCUUUUUCAUUCGAUGCAUUUCCUCUCCAAAACAAUAACAACAACACAAACCUCUUUUUUACGGAUCUACCCUUGUCUCAACCUUCAACAACAAAGGCUGAGUCCUCAGAAGUUGUGAGCACAACACCGACAUCUCCAAACUCAACGUCAUUCUCUUCCUCAUCCAACGAAGCUGCUAAUGAUACUACAAAUAAAGAGGUUAUUGUUAAAGACCAAGAAGAUGUAGAUCAACAGGAGCAAAAGAGUACUAAGCCACAAUUGAAGGCUAAGACGAAGCAACAAAAGAAGGCAAGAGAGGCUAGGUUUGCGUUUCUGACGAAGAGUGAUAUUGAUAAUCUUGAUGAUGGUUAUAGGUGGAGAAAGUACGGCCAGAAAGCUGUCAAAAACAGUCCUUAUCCCAGAAGCUAUUACCGUUGCACCACGGUGGGUUGUGGAGUGAAGAAGAGAGUGGAGAGAUCCUCAGAUGAUCCUUCCAUCGUCAUGACAACCUACGAAGAUCAACACACUCACCCUUUCCCCAUGACGCCACGUGGACACAUUGGAAUGCUCACGUCACCAAACCUCGAACAUGGUGCGACCACCGCGUCAUCAUCAUCAUUCUCUAUCCCUCGGCCACGUUACUUGCUGUCUCAGCAUCAUCAACCUUACAACAUGUACAACAACUCUCUAAGCAUGGUCAAUAGAAGCUCUUCUGAUGGCACUUUCGUAAAUCUAGGGCCAUCAUCAUUUUCUAGAUUUGGUUAUGAUAUGUCACAAGCUUCUACGUCAACUACGUCUACCAUUAGGGAUCAUGGAUUACUUCAAGAUAUUCUUCCUUCGCAGAUAAGAUCCGAUACUAUUAACACCCGAACCAAUGAACAGGAUACGCAAUGAAUUUUUUUACCCCCAGGGUACUUUUUUUCUGGCCGGGACCGGUUGAUUUAUGAGGAGUUUUGAUCGGUUUAGAUAAUUAAACCGAUAUUGCUAGCUGGUUUUCUGAUGUACAUUUUCAUCAAUAGCUACAUCGUUUUUUUUCCCAGAAUCAGGAUUAAACAAAUAAACGAUGCUACUAGGGACAGAGGUUUGUAGCAUAUGUGAUAUAAAUGUAACUUCAUUUUUUUGGUUGAGUAUUAAUAAAAAUGUUUCAUUUUCUUCGGA
Molecule: messenger RNA, 1601 nt
Organism: Eruca vesicaria subsp. sativa (arugula)
Lineage: Eukaryota; Viridiplantae; Streptophyta; Magnoliopsida; Brassicales; Brassicaceae
Source: the annotation of a GenBank genome assembly